Molecule: messenger RNA, 1621 nt
Organism: Owenia fusiformis
Lineage: Eukaryota; Metazoa; Annelida; Polychaeta; Sabellida; Oweniidae
Source: the annotation of a GenBank genome assembly
CAAAAUCACUGCUGUCAAGGAUUUAAAGAUUCAGUGCAAAAUAUAGCGAGAGGCAAAGUGCUUGGAGGAACCAGUUCAAUUAACUUUCAUGCAUAUGUAAGAGGCAGCAAGCAUGACUAUGAUAUGUGGGCAGAGAUGGGCAACACUGGAUGGAGUUAUGAGGAUGUGCUUCCUUACUUUAAGAAAUCUCAAACACAACUAGACCCAGAUUUACAGAAAUCAAAAUACCAUGGCAACUCAGGACCUCUACAAGUAUCUCCUGUACUUAGACUAGAGGGAACAGAGUAUGUACACAAAGCAGCAGUUGAAGCAGGCCUUGAAAUAUCCAAGGAUUUCAAUGGAGAAGAACAACUAGGUAUGAGUUUCAACCAAGUGACUGUAGACAGUAAAGGAGAAAGAUCCAGUACUGCAACUGCUUUUCUCUAUCCAGUUAUGCACAGAGAUAACCUGCAUAUUGCGACAAAGGCUCAUGUCACUAAAGUGCUUCUAAAAGGAAAAAAGGCUGUUGGCGUGGCAUUCAUCAGGGACUUGGUAAAGAGAAAAGUGAAUGCAAGAAAAGAGGUGAUAAUUUCUGCCGGUGCUAUUGGAUCACCGCAUAUUCUUUUACUUUCUGGUAUUGGACCAAAGAACCAUUUGGAGGCAAUGAAUAUCCCAGUGGUCGCAGAUUUGCCAGUUGGGGAGAAUUUACAAGACCAUAUUGCAGCUCAGCAUAUCAACUUCCUCACUAAAGCUCAAACAAUAACAGAGGAAGACAUUAACUCCUGGCAAGAAAGAUUGAAAUAUUAUUUGUUUGGGACAGGUGUUAGGAGGAGAACUAUGGGUGAUAUGCUUUACUAUAUGAGGACUUCACAUCAACCAGCUUUCCACAAAUUCCCAUAUAUACAAAUUUUAAUCAGUCCAGCAUUAGUUGGAGAUAUAUGGAAAGACAUAUUAGGGAUCCGUGAUGAGGCUUGGAUAGAUAAUGAGUUUGAAGGCAAGAUGGGUAUCUCCUUUGUUGUUGUGCUACUUCACCCAGGUAGUAAUGGGACCAUUAGAUUGAGAUCUACUGACCCAUUUGAUCAUCCCCUGAUUGACCAAAAAUACCUGAAGGAUCCAGUUGAUGUGAAACAUUUAGUAGAAGGAAUCAAGGUGAUGACUGAAACACUUCCUAAAACUCAAGCAUUUAAAGAUGGGGGAUUUCAAAUGAGUACUAAACAUCACCCAUUAUGUACUACACAUGCAUUUAAUAGUGAUCCAUACUGGGAGUGUUAUAUUCGUGCAACCCCUCUGCAUUUAUACCAUCCUACAAGUACUUGCAAGAUGGGCCCUGAAUCUGACAACAACUCUGUUGUUGAUCCACAAUUAAGAGUGAAAGGAAUUGAAAAUCUGAGGGUAGCGGAUGCAUCAAUCAUGCCAUUCGUCAUCUCUGGAAAUACUAAUGCGCCAUCUAUCAUGAUUGGUGAGAAGGCUGCAGAUUUGAUACGAGGAAAAACAACAGUAUGAACUCUUUUAACAAUACAAUGAUGACACACAACCAUUAUAGAAAUCAACCUUGAAGGUCAAUUCCUUGAAAUGUGUAAAAUAAAGAUCCAUUUUGCAAAUGGAAUUCAGAAAUCUGUUUUUCUUUAACUAUGAUGUCAAG